Molecule: messenger RNA, 1764 nt
Organism: Ostertagia ostertagi
Lineage: Eukaryota; Metazoa; Nematoda; Chromadorea; Rhabditida; Trichostrongylidae
Source: the annotation of a GenBank genome assembly
AUGUCGCGUCGCAGUCCCCUGCCUGGCGCCGCCGUUCAGCUGGCGCUGCUGAUGGUGUUCAAGGCCGCCUGGGCCGAUGCCGUCGACGCGCCGGGCGCCACGACCGCUGCGGCGCUGCCGCGUUAUGUGGACCGCGUGCUGGACGAGGGGCCUCAGGACCCGCGGUCCCUGCGCACUACAGACGCAGGCGACACGUCGCCGGGCUGGCCCCGGGGUGUGCAGAUCGAACAAGCCUGGACCCGCGGCUCCUUCGUUCCUGCCGCAGCACAGCGGACCCUCUUCGGCUCGGGUCUCGCCUGGGGCACGGGCCAGGUCGUGAACGAUCUCCAGGGCGCGUACUGGCGCGGCAGCACCCAGUCCGCGCGCUGGAGCCUGGGCUGGAGCACCGAACUGAGCCGGCGCCCACAGGCCGGCUCGGCCACCGCCACCUAUGCCAGCGCGUUCGCGCAGUACCGCAUCGACACCCGCACGGUGGCCGGCUCCACCCUGACAUGGCGGCGAGGUCCGUUCCCCGCUGAAGGUCUGCAGUGGCGCUGGGACUCCACGACCGACUGGGGCCCGUCCAGCGUGCGCCUGGACACCUUGCGCACAGUCGAUUCGCGGGUCCUGUCCGUGAGCGCCGACCAAGGCGUUGCCCAGUGGGCCACGGGGGCGCUGUCCGCCUCGCUCGGCUGGCAGACGCAGACCUUCGCACGCAGCGUCGACCGGAGCGUCAACUGGGGCGUCAUGCUGACCGAGGCGCCGUCGGCCACCACCCAGGGGCAGAUCACGGCGGCGUUCAGCGCCACGGCGGCGCUGCGUGCCGAGGACUACAGCGAUUUCGGGCGCGCGACCGCGGUCAAGCUGUCGGGCCGUUAUGUCGUGAGCCCGGCGCUGGCGCUGCGUGGCACGCUGUCGACGGGUUUCCGCGCACCGUCGCUCGCGCAGCAGUACUUCGCCACCACGUCCACCAACCUGAUCAACGGCGCGCUGGUGGAGGCCGGCACCUUCACCGUGCCGUCGGCGGCCGCACAGGCGCUCGGCGCCCUGCCGCUGAAGGCCGAGACCUCCCGCAACCUGAGCCUGGGCGUGCAGUUGCAGCUCAGCCGCGACUGGCAGACGACGCUGGACGUCUACCAGAUCGACAUCAACCACCGCAUCCUGCUGUCCGCCAACCUCUCCCUGCCGACGGCGCUGCGCAACCAGCUUGCGGCGCAGGGCCUGAACGUCAGUACCGGCCGCUACUUCACCAACGCGCUGGACACGCGCACCCGCGGCGCCGACCUCGUCAGCACCUGGCGGCAGGACUGGGCGGCUGCCGGCCGCAGCGACUUCACGCUCGCCUACGGCUACACCGAGCAGACCGUGCGCCGCGUGGCCGACAACCCGGCCGUGCUCACAGCCAACAACCUCGUGCUCAUCGACCGCGUGACGCUCGCCCGCGCCACCGUGAGUGCGCCCAAGGACAAGCUGCUGCUGGCCGUGGAGCACCGCUUGGGUGCCUGGAGCGGGCGCCUGGCGGCCACCCGCUACGGCAGCUACGAGGUGCGUCAGGCGAGUGCCGUGAACGACCAGCUUUUUGCGCCGGCCUGGCUGGCCGACCUGUCGCUGGGCUGGGCUGCAGGCGCCUGGCGCGUGGACGCAGGCGUCGACAACCUCACCAACCGCUACCCGGACCGCGUCAUCGCCGCGAACGCUGUCGGGGGCAUCCUGACCUACAGCAGCUUCUCGCCGUUCGGCUUCAACGGCCGGCAGUACUACGCCAAGGUCGGCUACCGCUGGUGA